AUUUUUAUUAAUUCAAAUAAAUUAUUAUUUGCAAAUACUAUAAUUGUUGGGGUUAUAGUAUCAAUUUGCUCAAAUAAUUGAUUUAUAAUUUGAUCAGGGAUAGAAAUCAGCUUAAUAUGCUUAACCCCCUUAAUAUCAGGGUAUAAUAUAAUUACAUCAGAAUGUAUAAUGAAACACUUUAUUGUGCAAGGGGUAAGAUCAUCAAUUUUAAUUUUAGGGCUGGUUAUAAGAUUAUUAUAUUUUAAUUAUAGAAACAAUUUAGUUUUAAUUAGAGUAUUAAUUAAAUUAGGUAUAGCACCAUUUCAUAACUGAGUAUUAGUAGUAGUUGAAGGACUUAGAUAUUGAGUGAAUUUUAUAUUAUUAACUUUAAUUAAAAUUGCCCCAUUGACUUUAAUGAGAUACAUUAAUUUAAAUACUAAUUUUUACGUAAUUUUAUCUUUAAUUGUAGGUUCUUUAUUUGCACUAAAUCAAUCAUCUAUUCGAAAAAUUAUAGCUUAUUCAUCCAUUUUCAAUUUAGGCUUUAUAUCUAUUUCUUCAAUAAAUAAUUCUAUUUGAGUAAUUUAUUUUAUAAUUUAUUCAUUAAUUCUAUCUAAUUUAUUUUUUUUUAUAAAAAAAUUAAACAUUAAUUAUAUUAACCAAAUUAUUAUUAAUGAAUUUACCCCUGAAGUUAGGAUUUCAAUUUGAAUUUUAGUAUUAUCUUUAGGCGGAAUACCACCUUUAAUUGAAUUUAUAGGUAAACUUAUAGUAUUUGAAAUGCUUAUAUCAAUAGGUCAGAUUUUAAUUUUAACAAUUAUAGUAUUGACAUCAUUAUUAGUAAUAUUUUACUAUAUUCGUAUAAUAUAUCUUUCUUUAAUAUUUAGAUCAUUAAUUUUAAAAUGAAAUAAGUUAAACUUAAUUAAUAUAACAAUUAUUAUUUUUUUAUUGAAUUUUAUAAUAUCCCCUAUAUUCAUUAUAAUUAAAUCAUUAAUUUAA
Messenger RNA from Homalodisca vitripennis (glassy-winged sharpshooter), 972 nucleotides. The record is from the annotation of a RefSeq genome assembly. Lineage: Eukaryota; Metazoa; Arthropoda; Insecta; Hemiptera; Cicadellidae.